AUGGCGGGCCAUUUAGGCCUGGAGGACUUGAAUCUGACUGGAGAAGAAGCUGAGCGCCUGACAAGCGCUUUCAAGGACGAGGGCUUCCGUACUCUUUUCGCGGAGUACGUGGCCGAACUGAACAAUCCAGAACAAAGGGCCAUUUAUGAGGCCGAAGUGAUAGCUAUGGAGCGACAGCGGGGCGUCGAAGCCCGCUUCCUCCACCCCACGCCUGGCUGGGUCCUGCGCACGAGCCAGGCUGGUAGCCGGCGCUGUUACAUCAACAUCUGCAGCAACCCGCUAAUAGGGAGGCCGGAGCCUCGGCCAGAGUCUGGAGGUUACUGCUGGCUUCUGCCACACUCCUUAGCGCCGGGCCGCGAGGAACUGAGCCGCAGCCAGCCGCGUGGGCCUCGCCGCCUGGUCUACGACGUCGUCUUCCACCCGCAUACCCUGCGUUUGGCCGCCCGCUUAGCCCAGUUCCGCCGUCUGGUAAACGACACGGCCUUGGAGGCGGUAGAGAAAAACUUCUCCCCGCAACUGGAUCGCACGAACGCCGUUCCCCUCCGCCGCAUCAAGUACAAGGGCGUCCCGCAGGCCACGCUGCUCCGGACGCCGCUUGCCGCAGGAGCUCGGCCAUCGCCAGAAGAGGGUGGAGAGCCAGCCGACUCUCCCUUGCCGCCUUUCCCUUCGCCCUACACCUAUCCGCCGCCCAGUCCGCAGUACGAAACUCCGAGCCCCCCUCCGCCCAAGCCAGCCCCGUCUGCCACCACUCCGCAAUGGACCCUCCAGCACCGCUCCUACGUGGACCUUCAGGAUUAUCGCAACAGCCGGGACUCCGCGCCUAGCCCGAUCCCCCGCGAGCUGGUGGUGACCAUUGAACUGCCGUUGCUCAGUUCUGCCGCCCAGGCCCAGCUGGAGAUCCGGGGCCAGGAACUCCAGCUGGAUUCGCAGCGCCCUGCGGCCUACCAUCUGCGCGUCCCUUUGCCCUACGCAGUGGAGGAGAACCGUGGACGAGCCACGUUCAACAAAGCCAAGAAACAACUGGUGGUCGUGCUGCCGGUUUUGCGGAAGCCUGACGCGGGGUUGACUUUCAGCAUCCAAGCUGCGCAAGAGCAAAUCGAGGCCUCGCCAGAAAACGAGGAGCAGCUGCAAGAAGACAGCUGCAUCAGCCCGUAUAUAGACGGUGCGGAAGUGUGUCAAAAGACCAGCUAUUCUGAGCAGGCGCUUCCCGUUCUUGUGUCCGACGUAGAAAUAACUCCGACGCUCUCUUUAGCUGUUGCUACAACAAAUGAUACUGUGGAGACAGGUUUAGUUUCUGACGUGAACGGCCCAGUUCCGCUCAGUGCUCACGAACGGACUGUACGUAACAAUCUGGAGUUUUCGACGCGUUCGGGAGAAGAGAAUUCCAUUGUUUCUUGUGCUUCUGAAUUUAAUGCUGCACUUCCCGUGUGCAACGAGAACAAUAGUGAAGGGGAUCCGGGGUUGACCAGAAGCAGUAACAACGUGAUCUUGGGUGCACAGCCUGAAGGUACCGGUUUAGAUUCCCUUUCCCCCUCUCUGCAUACUGACCAGACUUGGGAGCUCCUUACAGAUCCUGUUGUUUCUUUAAAUCAGGAACAUCUCUGUACCGACAUGGAACUUAAUAAAAGUUCCAACAUCGCUAAUGUUGAACUCCCAUUAUGUCCAGAUAACAGCACAAUCCCGUGUAUAUGGUCCUCUGAUAGCUUGGAUCAUUCGGAGACAACUUUGUCAAUUGAUACAGCAAACCCCACUACUUCUAACCACGUGGAACAUUCUUUUUUGUACCCUGGAAAGAGAACCACUGUUUCUUCUGUUCAGCCUUCACAAAAGCUUGAAAUUGCUGGCGAUACUCAUAUAACCUCUACUUGCAGUCCUGAUCCUUCAAUAUCUUCUGCCAGCACUCUAUAUCCUCCUUUUAAUUGUACUCAAGAUGAAAAGUCUUUGGUGAUCCUCUUACAGGUUCCAGAUAUUGUUCCCUUGAGUCUCCAGGGGGAAGUGGGCACAAAUUACUACUGGGUGAAUUUUGCAAACAAAGACUCUGUUUCCUAUAAUUUCCUCUUGCAAUUUCUUCCUGAAAAUAAAUUAUCUUCUCCAGAAAGUGAAGUUAAUGUAUCACCUAAUAAUAUUGUCAUUAUCCUCAUCAAAUCUCCUGAAACCACUGGAAUUUGGACAAAGUUCUAUUUUGGUUCAAAUUAUGAUAAUUUACAGGAAAGAUGGUUUAUCACUGAAAACAAUGUUGAUAGGUUUGUCAGUCACCCAGGGAUAUGCUGCUCCAGUCCAUCGGAGAAAGAACACAAGCCAUUAAUUGAAGUACUGGAUGUCUCUGAGGGCAAAAGCCAGAUCAGAUUAAAGAUAGAGAAUGGUAGCCUUGAACCUGGCAGAAGAGAAAAAAGAGAGGGCAGUGAACAAGAACAUGGCAGCAAACUUUUAACAGAUGAAGAAAAUUGCUCUGAACAAAUCAAGAGUGUUUCAGGUUCAUUUGCAACUAUGCAGACAAUGGGGGAAGUUGGCAAGGGAUCAAGCUAUUGUAAGGAGCUUGACCCUAGUGAUCCCAGUGGGAGGAUUCUGGGGAAGUUGCAGAUAGAUAAAUUACAUGAGUCAGGACUUUCUUUUGCAACAGGCAAAAGAGCCACGUCCUCAGUGCAAACUGAGCUUCAGGAGGGAGAGGAAGUGAAUGAACAUAAGGUGUCCUCACAGAACAAAGAAGAGUUAAACAGGUUAGCUCCCACUCCAUUAAAGGAAACUAAUAUGCAAGAUGGUAGUGUGGAGUAUACAAGCUGUCACAGAACACAGUGUGCAGUCACCUUUGAAAAUGCUUUGCUGUAUGAACUGGAUUAAAUCAGUUUUGUAAGGUUCUUACCGAGUCUUCAGCUACCUCAAAUUCUGCAUUUACUUGUGAAGUGUACAAAAAGUCAGAGUUAUACGGAAAUUGAAAUUCAACUGAUGGAAGAAAAAAGGAAUAGAAACUGCUUGUUCUAAGCCUUCAUUUAGUUCAAAGAUUUGAAUGUCAGUAAUUUAUUACUGAAUUUCAAAAAUAAAUAGGCAGUUCAUUAAAGCAAUACAGAUUUCUCAGGCAAAUCCUGGUCUAAAUUAGAUAACACAAGUUAUAAAAGCUUGCAGAAUCUGCAAACAAUCUGCAAACACCUUGGCUUAUAAGUAAACUAUAAAACUAUGUUUUUUGCGCAAACAUGUAACUCCCUUAUGAGCCAUGGUUAAUUGGGAAGACUGGAUAUAAAAUUUCUGAGACGAUUGUCUGAAAGGAAUAUAACUACACAGACCAUUCGCAUCUGCAAAAUCUAAUUCUGAUGGUUUCCAGCUCUUUAUUUUUAACAUCCCCUUCUGUUUUCUCCAGUUUUCAGCCAAAUGACAAAUAAUAACCCAGUAAACAUUCUCCCCAAAAUAGACGACAUUUCAUACAAAAACUUUGCUGUUAGAAUUGCUUUCAAAUGUGUAUUUGCACAGCUUGCGAGUUCUCGUGCUAUUUUUGCACCCUAUAGGAGGCAAGAGAAUAAAGGUUAUUAACAAUUAAUUGCUGUAUGGUUUGAAAACCUUUUCAGUCUUUCAGGAGCCUUUUUAAUGUCACAUUGGGGAAAUUCUUCCACUGGUAUGAAAAAGUGGUAACUGUAAAAUGAAACCAUUGAAACCAAAUUGAUUUUUUUUGUAAAGUGGCUAGGAUUCUAAUGCUUCCAGAUUGUCAAUUUUAUUUACUUAAAUUUUCAAAGAAUUAAUUUCAGAGCUUAAUUUAAAAACAUUUUGUAAGCAUUGUCCUAUUUUGUCGCAGCAACCAUAGCAGGCUGAACCUUUUUUUGUUAAGUCAACAAGUAAUGUCAUUAAAUAAUCAUCAGAAGACUUACCUAUGCAAACAAUAAGCUAGGUACCUCCAUAAAAAUAUAUUUUUAGAUAAUAUAUAUUUGAAAUUAUGUUAUCCUUUUGAAUAUGCAGAUCACAUUAAAACUGUCUUAUUGAAAUCCAGUUAAAUUAUCAUAAUAUCAAAAACUACACAGUACGCUAUAACAGAGAACUGUUCUAAAUGUCAACUUAAUUAAAUUUCCUUGCUUAAGCCAACUUUUAAUUAUGCCCUAGAAUUAUCCAUUAGGUGGAAAAUGGCCUUUAGUGCUGUUGAUUAUUUGCUGGAAAUUAGCAAGAGACAUCACAAGUGCACGAAGCAAACACUACAAAGUCAAGAUUAAAGGUUCCAUGAAGUAAAUGAACUUUCAUCUGUGAUUUACGUGGUUCCUAGCUGUGCUUAGUUUUAAUUGGAUUGUUCCAUUUUGCAGACAAUACAGACCAGAAUUUUAACAAAACUCCCUUCUAAGUAAGAAUGAUUUAAAUUAGUGUGCAGUCUUUCAUCCAUUUAACUUAAAAAAGUUCUGUCUGCAUAUUCAAAUGAAAUUAUAAGAGAUUUUAUAAAAUCUAAUAAAUCCUUUUGUAAUCUUAAAAAUAUAUUUUAGAAAAGCAAAAAAACAAGAUACAGGUUUUGUAGUUUUUUUUGUUAAUUCCUCCUAGUUUAAUACACACCUGGAUGUCAUUUUUAAAAUAUAAUUUAUCAAAAAUGUAUUUAUAAGAUUAAGGUAGUUGUCCCAAUUGUUUCUGUUGUCUGUACUUUUGCUGGAAUUUGGACAAGCAAUACAUUUUGGAUUUUUUCAUUAAAAACAAAGGAUGUAUUUUAGAAGGUUUGUUAGCAUAAUGAACUUUUAUGUGGGUUGCUUAGAAGAAAUUUGAGACAAAUUCUACUGUAGAGCUGAGCAUAUAGUUUAAUUAAGUUGUGACUGUUUCCACAAGCAAUGUUUUUUUUAGGGUAUUAAGCCCAAAACUUAUAGAGGUAUUUUAGAAUGUUCUGAUUUUUUUUCUAACAUUCAAAUUCUAUACUCAAUGCUCUAUAAUUAUAUUAGGCUGCCAAAUCUGAAAGUUAAACUGUUUCUAUAUGAAUUAAAUAGUAUAUUUUUAAAAAGAGCAGUUUACAUGUCUUACUUUUAGCACUGCAUUAUGCUAACAUUACUGUAUCAAAAUGUUUAAUUUGUGAUAUU
Messenger RNA from Protobothrops mucrosquamatus (brown spotted pit viper), 5027 nucleotides. It is a transcript of the gene DNAAF2, whose product is annotated as dynein axonemal assembly factor 2. Lineage: Eukaryota; Metazoa; Chordata; Lepidosauria; Squamata; Viperidae. Gene Ontology annotation, biological process: axonemal dynein complex assembly. The transcript is spliced from 3 exons. Gene Ontology annotation, cellular component: cytoplasm. Bases 1 to 2838 code for a protein of 945 amino acids. The record is from RefSeq and is a predicted model, not a curated record.